Fragaria vesca subsp. vesca is the source of this 1218-nucleotide messenger RNA. Its product is annotated as F-box/kelch-repeat protein At3g06240-like. The coding region runs from base 1 to 1218 and encodes 405 amino acids. The transcript has a single exon. Gene Ontology annotation, molecular function: protein binding. NCBI's taxonomy places the organism in Eukaryota, Viridiplantae, Streptophyta, Magnoliopsida, Rosales, Rosaceae. The record is from RefSeq and is a predicted model, not a curated record.
AUGACAGAGUUCUGUAAAUUGCCGGAAGAGAUGGCCAUGCAAAUCCUGUCAAGGCUACCUCCCCAAUCUCUUAUGCGAUUCAAGGGUGUUCGUAAGUCCUGGUGUACUAUGAUCAACAAUCCCAAAUUCAUUGCCAAGCACCUAUCCAAUUCCAUGCAUAACCAUUCCUCCACUUGUGUCCUUUACAAGCUAUCGACACUCAAGAACAACACCACAAGAGACAAUGACGAGAAGGAAACUGUAUUCUCUUUGCUUACAUUUUGCAAUGAUGAUCGGAAGGAGCAUAUCGUUCAUUAUGUUGGCGAUGAUGUUACGAAGAAUCAAUUUGUUGGGAUCACGGCGAAGGAUCUUGAAUCUGUAUGGAUUAUAGGCCAGUGUGAUGGGAUUAUUUGCCUAGCUGAUUCUAGUAAAGUAAUUUUAUGGAAUCCAGCUAUUAGGGAAUCCAAGCUUCUUAACCUUGAGUCUUAUCCGGAUCAGGUCAUGACUUCUCUUGGCUUUGGUUAUGAUCCAAAGUCAGAAGAUUACAAGGUUAUUUACAUUGGAAAGCCUGAUGAGGAGGAAUAUGGUGAUGGUCACCUCCUUAAUAAUCCUCCCACCGUUCAAGUAUACACCUUAGGCACUAACUCUUGGAGAGAGAUCAAGAGCGGCUCCUUGGAAACAGAAACUACUAAUAUCUGGCCUGAGGAAUUCGAUAUAUACUUCAAGGGAUUUUGUUAUUGGAGAGGAAGGGAGCAAAUAAAGGAGUUCGACAAUUUUUGUGACAGAAAUGAGGAGGAAUAUGUGAGGCAAUUUAUCGUAUCGUUUGAUACGGUUGAUGAGGUAUUUCAUCGUAUAUUGUUUCCGGAUAGUUUAUACGAGUCAUUUGUGUGUUGGUAUUCUAAUAUGAACGUUGUAGUUUGGAAUGAAUCCGUUGCUCUUUUUGGCAUGGAUUAUGGUAUAUUCCGAGAUUGUUCACGGGUAUUAUGGGUGAUGGAAGACUUUGAUGGAGUAGCUAAAGGUUCCUGGAUAAAGCAGUUCAUCUUUAGGACAGCGGUGGGACUUGAGAAACCAUUGCAGUUUUGGAAUAGGGAUGAGAUUCUUUUGGUUUCUGAAGGGAGUUUAGUCUCUUGCAACAUUGAUACCGGAGAGCUCAAGCAACUCCCCAUUCCUAACAUGGAUUUUGAUCAUUUGGAAGCUGCUGUUUAUGUUAAUAGUAUAGUUCCGAUUUUGGGAAGGUAG